Molecule: messenger RNA, 1529 nt
Organism: Syzygium oleosum
Lineage: Eukaryota; Viridiplantae; Streptophyta; Magnoliopsida; Myrtales; Myrtaceae
Exons: 2
Coding region: 53-1393 (446 amino acids)
Source: RefSeq, a predicted model, not a curated record
UCUCCGGAGGGAGGGGGGGAAGUUUUCUCAUGGAGAGCGAGAGAGGGCGGAGAUGCCGCCGCUGCUGCUGCUGCCGCUGAAGAAGCCGCUCGGGAUCGCCAUGCAAUUCGCCCGACGGAUCGCGGGUCUCGACUGGCGCUUCCUCCUCCUCCUCCUCCUCCUCCUCCCCAUCUCCCUCCUCCUCUUCCUCUCCAUCUCAUCCUCCUCCCCCGCCGCCAACCCCUUCUCCAACCUCGCCCCCCUCCUCCUCCUCCGCGGCGGCGAGGCCGCUAGCGGCCGGGGGGUCCCCCCGCCGGCGGCGUCGGCGUCGGCGUCGGCCCCGGUCCGGCGGACGUGGAAGGAGGAGCUGGUUCGGUCGAGGAUGGCGGUGUGCCUGGUGGGCGGGGCCCGGAGGUUCGAGCUCACGGGGCCGUCGAUCGUGGAGAGGAUUCUCAAGGUCUACCCCAACUCCGAUCUCUUCCUGCACAGCCCCUUCGAUGAGAACGCGUUCAAGUUUCUGCUGCUCAGGAGCGCGCCGCGGAUCGCCGCGGUCCGGAUUUUUCGCCCGGAGCCGAUGGCGGAAUCGGAGCCGGAGCUCCGGGUUCUCACCGCCAGGAACUCGCCCAACGGAAUUCAGGGUCUAUUGCAAUACUUCAACCUAGUGGAAGGAUGCCUUACCAUGAUCACGUCCCACCAAGCCCGUCACAACUUCGCUUACGACUGGAUUGUCCGGACCCGGGUUGAUGGCUUCUGGAAUGCCCCGCUUGACCCGGACAACUUCAUCCCGGGCCACUACGUGGUCCCGCCAGGCUCCACCUAUGGUGGCCUCAACGACCGCCUCGGCAUCGGCGACCUCCCCACCUCCACCGUUGCUCUCUCCCGUCUCUCCCUUAUCCCCCAACUUGACCAGGCUGGUUUUCGCCAACUUAACUCCGAAACAUCCUUCCGUGCCCAGCUCACCACCCAGAACGUCACCCACCUCGCCAAGCGCCUCCCCUUCUGCAUUGUCACAGACCGCCAAUACGCGUUCCCUCCAAGCCGGUUCGGAGUUCCGGUGGCCGCCAUCUCGAGCAAGGGUCCGUUGAGCGGCGCCAAGUGCAGGCCUUGCACGCCCGUGUGCCGUGGUGCCUGUGUGGAGCAGGUGAUGCCAGUGCUCGAUAAAGGGUGGAGCUGGACUCAGUGGGAUAACGGGACACUCGAGCUCUGCGACGCACAUGGGGAGUGGGAGACAGGGUGGGAGAAGAUAUUCGAUAGAGUGGCGGGGAAGGUGCUGGCAAAACAAAGGAAGAGAGUUUGGAAUUUGAAGCUGAAUGAUUGUGUGAGUGAGUUUGAGAAGAUGAGGAGGCGAACCGUAAGCUGGCAGGCCCCCGCUGCAGACGAGAUCUGCAAAGUCGGGUUGGGUUACGCGAGAUGAGAGAGUAGCUGAAGCUGGAAACUGAUGGCUCCCAAUUUUUUCACAGGUAUAGAUAAUAUAUAUGUUCUUUUGUAAAUUUUUGAGGAAUUUACAGUACAGUUUUUCUGGUUCGAUAUUUUUUUAUAUAUUUUGCUUA